AUGACGGAAUCAAAAAAAAAGUAUAAAUCCCAAUCACCUUCCAAUCCCACUCUAAAAGAUAAAAGCAGUGAAAAGAGAAAUGAAUUAGAGGGAGAUUUUGAUGAAAAGAUAGUAGACAAAUUUAAUAAAAGGAAUGUAUAUAAAAACAAAGGUGUUUUAAACAGAGAGUUGAAAGGAAACGCACAUCUUGUACACAUUUCGAAAGAUUUAAAUGUAGUUUCACCAAAAAUUGAUGUAAAAAAGAGAAUAAAUGUAGUAGAAUCAGAUUUAAUUUCAAGAGAGAAGGGAUUUAAUAGUUUAGUAAGUAAAAAUAGUGAAAACAAUGCACAAUAUAAAGCAGUAAGUAACAUACAAUCAAUAUUGUCGGAAUGUGAGCCAAAAAGGACAGUAUUAGUAAGUAAUAGCAGUAAAAAGGGAUACGAUGCCGUAAAAAACUAUAAUAUCCACAAUAAUAGUAACUAUAGCAACGAACAGCUGAAACAAAUAAUAAAACUAGGAAGAGCGAACCUGAACGUAGUGAAGGAUUUUAGGAGGGAUGCGCCAGUGUCAAGGCUGCCAAUAAUGUACAAAGAUGACGUCGAAGCGUUGUUGAGCAGAAAACCAAAUUCAGUGAGAAAUUUUGUAAAUUCGUUGAACAAGCAACUGAGCAGUUACACAGACUGCAAUAGCAAGUACAGAGAAGGAGGGAACAAGGGAAACAUGGAUAGAAACAGUAGAAAUAAUAGCAGCUGCAGAGGCUGCACGUGUAGAAAAUUGGAUGAAUGCAGUUUUGCAAGUAAAGUUCAGAAUAGUGGAGUUAGAGGACACUACGAUGAGUGCAGAGAGUACUCUGGCCUCGAGAAAUAUUCUCCACAAUCGCUAAAUUUAACGCUAAACAGAAGCGGAGGUGACUAUGGGCCUAAUUGCAGCAGAAAUAAUAACGUUAACCUAGUGGACUAUGGUGGUGACGGUAAAGGGGACUGUGACGACAGGGAACUUGGACCCAGAGGACCGCAGGAGGAUGAAAUGAUGACGUACAGAAGUAACACGUUUGGAAGCUUCGCAAGAAGAAGUCCGAUGUCGAACUGCGCAAAAAGCGCGUCUGACCUGUGCGGAAGUGUAACGAGUGACUUUGUAUACAGCAGAAACCCGUUCUACCACGAAGGCGGUGCUAGCAAUUACAUGCCAGGACACAGUGAGUUCAACUACGUCACCGGUGACAGCAGAGGCUGGGAUUACAGGAGCCAGGAUGGCAGCAGUUACAACCACAGAGUCGACGACGCCGAAAACUGGAAUUGCAGAACGGAACGAGUGAUGAGUAUUGGCACAAAUGAGUCGGAGGGAUACGGGGGAUUGGCGAUGGACGGGGGCUACUACAACUUCAGCAGCUACUUCAACAGGAACUUCAACAACGGAUACGAAGGAAGCUGCUACGAAGAAGGAGUCGGGGAAGGGGAGGCCUUUAAAAACGCAAAGUUGACGUCUAGAACGAGCCUAACUGGAGUAAACUCAGACGAGUACGAGGAGCACUACUGCACAGUCAACGCUGACCUCGACGGCAAGAGUGGAGAAGAAAGGGCAGACACCGUUAGGAAGAAUAGGAAGUUGGGCGACUUGAUAUUCAGCAAAAGGUUCCUGCAGUCGUUUAACACUCUGCCCGAGGGGGUAAACCUGGUGAUCGACACGCCAACAUCGCAAACGUCAAGCGAAACGCACCUGAACACGGCCGGCGCACUGGAAAGCACGAGCAGGCUAGACAGCGUUACUGGCAGGCGAGUGGAGCGACAACGUGUGUUGGAAGGUACCAAUGUCGGCAGUAGUUCGGUAGGCGGGUCUACAAGGCUGAAGAUGGCCCGGAGGAGCAAGGCCGAGAGAAGAUCGAUGAGAAGCGAAAAGGUGGUGGUGAACAGCGUGAAUCUGAUCAAGUCAGGCUGGGUGUGGGUGCAGUCGUCAAGAACCAAAAACUGGGUUCCGAAGUUCGUAGUGCUCUUCUACGAUGCAGAAAAGACACAGUACACGUCGUUCCCAUUCGUGACAGGGACGUCAAACGGAACAACAGUUAACGCAGCGAAUAGAACCGGUAACAACAGCGACAACGCGCGGACAGCCUUAAACGCUGGAAGCAACAGUGGGAACAAUGCGUCCAGCAAGCAGACAAACUAUAACAGGUAUUUUGUGGGAGAUGUCGGAACGAGUGAUGGCUUUUGGAGAAUAUAUCAACUGUACACGCAAAUAAACCCGAGGCUGCACCUGAACACUAGCAACAUCGUCAACAUGGCGAGCUCAGGCAGGGCGAGCGUCGACGACAUGAACAAGCUCAUAGAGGACAACAGCGCAAUAUACCUGUGCAUACUGAACCACGAGCCUGACAACUACUACGAGACCAUAAGGAACGGAAACUACCUGCAGCUGUACACAGUGGACACCAGCGUGGCCCCCUUCCUGAGAAGCUUCAACUCAUGCUGGCUCUCGCGGCUCCUCUCGAGGAGGAUGAAGGCGAACCUGGAGCUGAUAAUAAUAUCGCUGACCGACAACUACGAGUUCUGCUUCGUGCCGCUUUGCGCAGCCAAGUUGAACGCGACGGUCAGUUUCACGUACGAAAUGGAGCUUGCGAACAAGAACAAAAUAAACGACGAGUACGACGGGUGGAUGUUUAAGCUCUGGGAGUAUUCGCUGAGGUCCCUUGACUACCAAGUGUCAAGCAACGCGGGAGCAGACGGGAGUUUCAGACUAAUGUUAAACUCAAAGGCCAACGGCGUGAACUGCGAUCGCAACGGUGUUGAUGCACAAAGCAGUUUUGCGAGUGGCAGUCAGAAUGGUGUCACUGUGGACAGCUCAGUCUUCAGCGCCUCAAAUAAUGCCUGCUUCAACUCCAAUGCUAAUAAGUCUACCGACAUUGUUGUGAGUAACACUGAUGCCAGUGUUGGUGGAGAUGAUAAGACCCUGUUGGCCAAGUGUUACGAGUACAUUUGCAGUUUCUUCUUGACCACGACGCCGAAUAAGCUGCAGACCGAUGACCCAAAAAAGGACCCAUCGAAUUUUAGAACGCACAUCAUCAAGUCCAUAAACAGUAACAAAUCCGCUGACAAUGACCAUACGUCCAGAGAUGAGAAAUCUAACAAUUUACCCUCUCCAAAAAACUUUAUAAAUUGGAUUGAUAAGUACGGCUUCGACGACUUAUCGAUAAAAAUGAACAUGUACACCUUGAUUAAACGUUGA
Messenger RNA from Theileria orientalis strain Shintoku, 3198 nucleotides. RefSeq lists its product as hypothetical. Bases 1 to 3198 code for a protein of 1065 amino acids. Lineage: Eukaryota; Apicomplexa; Aconoidasida; Piroplasmida; Theileriidae. The record is from RefSeq and is a predicted model, not a curated record. The transcript is spliced from 2 exons.